Messenger RNA from Ctenopharyngodon idella (grass carp), 1176 nucleotides. RefSeq names its product olfactory receptor 2AG1. The transcript has a single exon. Gene Ontology annotation, cellular component: membrane. The record is from RefSeq and is a predicted model, not a curated record. NCBI's taxonomy places the organism in Eukaryota, Metazoa, Chordata, Actinopteri, Cypriniformes, Xenocyprididae. Gene Ontology annotation, molecular function: G protein-coupled receptor activity. The coding region runs from base 1 to 1095 and encodes 364 amino acids. Gene Ontology annotation, biological process: G protein-coupled receptor signaling pathway.
AUGCGUUUCACACGUGCUUUACCAGGUAUCAUGUUAUGGGCUGCAGCCUGCGCGUGUCCGACUCCAAACCAGGAUGCCCGCAACAUCACUUUAGACACCCUCCAGCUGUUGGACCAGGGACGCUGCCUCUUCAGAUCCAUCCUGCCUUCAGAUACAGCUGUGCAGGUACUGGUGUGUGUCUUUGUGGUGAUGACCAUUAUCUCACUUUUGAUCAAUGGGUGCACUCUGUGUAGUCUGGGUAGUUCAGAAGACUUAUCCUGGGAGCCACGCUUUGCCUUGCUGAAAAACCUCAUAGUGAGUGACAUUCUACUCAUUGUCACCCAAGGUCCAACAGUGAUACACUGCCUGCUGCAGAAGACCACGCUGCCGUACGGAGCUUGGUGUGUCACUCAGUUCUUUAUUAACACCGUUUGUGUUUUCUGCACUGUGCUUACUAUCACCUGCAUGGCGCUGGAGCGCUACCUGUACGUGUGUCAGUCCAUCUACUACCUCAGUAUACUAACCACCACACGCCUUCACCUCAUAGUCGGGCUCACGUGGCUUAUUUCAGUGUGUUUAUCGACAAUGAUAACAACUUUGCUCAGUUUAGGGCAUGAUAACUCAUUGCUGGGCAAACCCAUUACAGGACUCCUUUGUGAGCCGGACACCUUGGAGUCCCACCUGGGUUUUCCACGGGCUGCUGCGGUGUUUCGCAAAGUGGUUGGACUCACGGUGACGCUGCUUUGCAUCUUUUCCUACACGUUCUCGUACCUGCGCAUGUAUCAGGAGGCGCGCAACGCCAUUCAGCCUUUCCAGCAGGUCAAUAUAAGGGCACGCAAAACCGUGAUGUUCUACUGCUCAAUGCUGCUGCUUCAGCUGCUCCCCAUCUUCCUGAAGAUAGCCUCGGAUGCUCUGUGGGAACUUGAAGGCAACAUGGCCAUGAUUCGCUCGCUGGAUUAUCCCGGAGACUGGAAGUCAGCGGGGACCCUUCACAUCAUGCUGCUGGUGAUGCUUCAGGUGCCUCCUUGCAUUAAUCCACUCAUUUACGGUCUGCGCAACAGGGAGGUGAGGGAAGCCCUGCCUAGGCUGCUGUGGUGGAGGAGGCUGAACCGUUAAGUGAGCCCGGGAUUAUCUUCUACUGCGAGAUGUUUCAGGGAAUUUUUAGUCUCCUGGCAAAAUUCUGAAGAAACAGAAUGG